AGUCCCACCGUCCCCAUGGAGUAUAAACGAACGUCCCUCGUACCGGUUCACGAAGUCCCGAUACACCGCUGCAGAGUGAAACUUCACAAGUGCUCGAUGGGUAGUCAACAGUUGGAGGUCAUACUCAUCGGCCACCUAACACGCAGCAUAUCCAACAGAACUACAUCAAAAGCAAACCCGAACACCAACAUGUGUGACAAGGAGAUCCCAGCCCUGGUUGUAGACAAUGGCUCCGGGCUAAGUAAGGCAGGGUUUGCGGGAGACGAUGCACCCAGAGCUGUGUUCCCUUCUAUCGUCGGGAGACCUCGUCACCAGAGUGGGAUGGUGGGCACGGGUCGGAAGGACUCGUACGUCGGUGAUGAGGCAUUACGCAAGUGGGAUAUCCUGAAGCUUAAAUAUCCCAUUGAGCACGGCAUUGUUACCAACUGGGACGACAUGGAGAAGAUCUGGCAUCACACAUUCUACAAUGAACUGCGCGUAGCCCCAGAUAAACGCCCAAUUUUAUUGACCGAGGUUCCCUUCAACCCAAAGGCCAACCGCGAGAAGAUGUCCCAGAUUAUUUUUGAAACUUUUAACUCUCCAGCUAUGUACGUUUCUCUCCAAGCUGUUCUCUCCCUGUUCGCCUCUGGUCGGAACAAUGGUAUUGUACUGGACUCUGGUGAUGGCGUGUCACACACUGUCCCCAUCUAUGAAGGACACGCUCUGUCUCAUGCUAUUUUGCGUCAGUAUCAUUUGGCUGGUCGAGACCUGACAGACUACCUCAUGACCAUCCUUACCGAGCGUGGCUACACCUUCACAACCACCGCAGAGAGAGAAAUUGUUCGUGACAUCAAAGAGAAGCUUUGCUAUGUCGCCCUCGACUUCGAGAAAGAGAUGGCUACCUCAACUCAGUCUUCAUCUCUCGAGAAGUCUUACGAACUUCCCGACGGUCAGGUCAUUACCAUCGGCAACGAGAGGUUCCGCUGCCCUGAGGCUAUGUUCCAGCCUUCCUUCCUUGGCAUGGAAACUGCUGGCAUCCAUGAGAUCAUGUAUAAUUCCAUCAUGAAGUGUGAUGUCGACCUCCGUAGGAAGCUGUACUGCAACUCAGUGCUGUCUGGUGGCACUACCAUGUUUCCAGGCACUGCUGAGAGAUUGCAAAAGGAAAUUACUGCCCUGGCACCAUCCACCAUGAAGAUUAAGAUAAGUGUGCCUCUAGAGCGUAAGCAUUCAGUAUGGGUCGGCGGUUCCAUGCUAGCUUCCCACUCAACCUUCCAGCAGAUGUGGAUCAGCAAGCAAGAAUAUGAUGAAUCUGGACCAUCCAUUGUUCACAGGAAGUGUUCCUAAGCUGCUCUGACAAAAAAAAAAAAACAGAACAGAGUAUCAAUGAAAAUACACAUAUAUAUUUGCUUUGCAUGUAACUGUAAGGACGGGAUUGAAUAAAAACCUUUAUAUACUAA
Messenger RNA from Procambarus clarkii (red swamp crayfish), 1436 nucleotides. NCBI's taxonomy places the organism in Eukaryota, Metazoa, Arthropoda, Malacostraca, Decapoda, Cambaridae. The record is from RefSeq and is a predicted model, not a curated record.